AUGCCGUUUGGUGUUACUAAUGCUCCUGCCAUAUUCAUGGACUACAUAAAUCGCAUUUUUAGGCCGUUCCUGGACAAGUUCGUGGUCGUUUUUAUUGAUGACAUCUUCAUCUACUCCAAGAGUCGUGAAGAACAUGAAGAACACUUGAGGAUGGUGCUUGGUGUAUUAAGGGAAAAGGAGUUGUAUGCCAAGUUAUCCAAGUGUGAGUUUUGGAUGAAUGAAGUGCACUUUUUGGGGCAUGUAGUUUCAGCUGGAGGUAUCUUAGUGGAUCCGGCUAAAGUACGAGCGGUCUUGGAAUGGGAGAGUCCUAGUUCGGUCACUGAGGUUAGAAGUUUUGUGGGGCUGGCAGGCUACUAUAGGCGAUUCAUUGAAGGAUUCUCUAAGAUAGUAGCGCCGUUGACGCAGUUGACCAGAAAGGAUCACCCGUUCGCUUGGACCAAUCGGUGUGAAUCCAGCUUCCAAGAACUAAAGCAGAAGUUAACGAGCACUCCAGUCUUGAUUAUUCCUGACACGACCAAACCAUUCGAAGUCUACUGUGAUGCUUCUCACCAAGAUAUGGAGGCAUUACCUGUACGGGGCUACGUUUCAAGUAUUCAGCGAUCACAAGAGUCUGAAAUACCUCUUUGA
This is a messenger RNA of Vigna angularis (adzuki bean), 627 nucleotides long. RefSeq lists its product as uncharacterized. The coding region runs from base 1 to 627 and encodes 208 amino acids. NCBI's taxonomy places the organism in Eukaryota, Viridiplantae, Streptophyta, Magnoliopsida, Fabales, Fabaceae. The transcript is spliced from 2 exons. The record is from RefSeq and is a predicted model, not a curated record.